Coregonus clupeaformis (lake whitefish) is the source of this 2710-nucleotide messenger RNA. Its product is annotated as transmembrane protein 50B. Lineage: Eukaryota; Metazoa; Chordata; Actinopteri; Salmoniformes; Salmonidae. The transcript has 7 exons. Bases 309 to 785 code for a protein of 158 amino acids. Gene Ontology annotation, biological process: late endosome to vacuole transport via multivesicular body sorting pathway; protein targeting to vacuole. The record is from RefSeq and is a predicted model, not a curated record.
UGAUUGCCUUACUUUGAUUGGUUAGCACGCUUCCUUGAUACAAGGUAGCUUCAUCCUCGUCGUUGUGACAUUGCUAGUUAAAUUAAACUGAAAACAUUGCCAUUGAGGAAACAAACUCGAUUGAUUGACAAACCAAUCCCAGAGGGUCAAGUGCACAGAACCAGCACAGCAGAUUACUGCCUAACGUUCAUCUGUGUCAGUGUCAACAGUCUGAGGGCUACCUACCUACAUACCUACCUGUCUGAGGAACAUUAGAGAUUGACUGAGACAACAGUAAGGUUUGACCACAGGGGUCAGAAGGGCUGAAGAUGGCUGGGUUCCUGGACAACUUCCGCAUGCCGGAGUGUGAGUGCAUCGACUGGGGGGAGAGGAGAAAUACCCUUGCAUCCAUCGUUGCCGGAGUCCUGUUCUUCACUGGUUGGUGGAUCAUGAUAGAUGCAGCGGUGUCCUACCCAACCCAGGAGGAGAUGAACCAUGCCUUCCACACGUGUGGAGUCUUCGCCACUAUAGCCUUCUUCAUGAUCAAUGCAGUGUCUAAUGGCCAGGUGCGAGGUGAUGCCUAUGGAGAGGGCUGCUUCGGAAGGACAGGAGCUCGUCUUUGGCUGUUCAUCGGUUUCAUGAUUAUGUUCGGCUCCCUCAUCGCUUCCAUCUGGAUCCUGUUUGGAGGAUAUGUGGUUCCGAAGAAAGACGUGUAUCCAGGACUGGCAGUAUUCUUUCAGAAUGCUUUGAUAUUUUUCAGCACACUGAUCUACAAGUUUGGACGAACUGAGGAUUUGUGGGCUUAGAGCGCUCUGCAUAGUACAUCCCUAACCCCAUCUCCCCAACACACACACACACAUACACUUGCUGGGGUACUACCCUUGUUUUUACCAGAGUCAAGGCCAACCGACUAAUACCACUCAGCUCUCAUCUACAAUGUUCAAUAUGGUAGCAUAUGUAUUACCAUUAUACGCCUACCUAUGGACAUUGGAGUAAUGUACUGUGUUUUUCUCUGCUUAUCUUUCAUGUAGUCUUGAUUAGAGGAAUGAUAAUGUCUUAGAUUGGCAUUCCUUAGAGGUACUCUUCCAUAUCUGGGCCCUGAAGUUCAUCCAUAUUCACAUACUGUACAUUAUAUUUAUACCUUUGACUAAAUUUAAUCCCACACAUUUCCUUCUAAAAUGAUUUCCUUUUAACAUAUUUGUAAUGCGUGACUAUUUAAAUGCAUUAUAUGCAUUAUGUCUAAAUGUCUUUUAAGUGUUAGUCCUACAACAUUCAAAUUUUUUUUGGGGGGGGGAACAAAGUGUUGACAGUGACAUUUCAUCCACAUUAUGUGUAUAUAGUGUCCCAACAAUCUUACAGUGUCGUAACGCUGUAUGUUAGGAGACGGGGGAAAAUUCACACUUUGUCAAAUAUAAUCAUAACAUUUGUUUCAUAUUUAUCCCCCCCCCCCCCAUAUUCCAGAGCACCUCUGACGUAUUAUUGUUUUGCCCUCAAGUGAUUCACCAUCUCCAGAAGAUUGUUUAUUUAUGUAAAUACAUGUAUUGUGUGUGAAUUGAAUGAUAAGCGCUAGAGGCCUUCACGAGUCCAAAAUGUUGGACCUGUUCCGAAAUGGACCUGGGGCUUUUCUACCCGGACCCGAUAUGCAUAAAUACUUUUUUUUUUAUAUAGAGACCCGUUCCGUAUAGACCUGGUCGGAUCUAGACCCGGUCCGAUCCGAGUGAGGGAAGCAGCAGAAAAGGCUACUUUAUUAACUGGAGCUGAUAAAGCGUGAGGGAGAGGAGGUAGAGAGAGGUGCCACUCUAGCAGGGGCCGUGCGUGCUGUGUGUGUGUGGCUACUGUGAGUGACAAGGUGGAGGAGUGAGGGAGAAACAACAGACCGCAACCAACCAAGCCGACUCGCGCUAUAGUAGACUAAUAGCUGCCAUAUCUAGGUUAUUUAUCAUCCAAUAUGAUUACGUAGUACCUGUCUUGACUGCAUCAAACCGGGAGAAACUAGUUAAGCAAGCUAUCUAGCUAGCUAGGCUAAUUGGGGCUGCAUGCGCUUUCUCGUCCUGAACAGUUACAAACGACAACUCCAUUAAGGAUAUUAAGUAGCAGCCUACCUGUUGAUUCUAGGUCGUUGUAGCUAUCCUUCACCUUUUAACUUUUAAUUCCGUCAUUUAAAUUCCAUCUUCCAUUGAUUAGAUAUCUCCUAACUUUUGCCACACGGAUGCUCUAUGACUGUAGUCUAUUGCUGCAUUGAUGACUUAUGAUUGGCCAACAACAAGCUACACACGCCAAUCUCGUGAAUAGCAAGAGCAGCAGCAUAAAUGAUACAAUUUCUCUCUCUCUCUCUCGCUCUCCUGCAGCAGUCGCGUUCGGAUCGGGACGGGUCCCACCGGUCAAGUCACUUAAAAUUACACAUACCCGUGACCAUCAUAUCAGAUCUGAAUAAGACCCGUGACAUUUAGAAUUCUGGAUGGUCCCGGAUCUCGGGUGUCUGGUAUUCGGGUACAGGUGGAUCUGUGAAGACCUCUUAUAAAAGCACAUGUUAUCACUGGAAACAAAGCUUUCUGAUUUAUCUGCUAUAAAUGAUAUUUUAGCAAGCAGUUAUCAUCUAUCACCUUUAUCACAUGCACUGGAUUAUAUCAAAGCGUUUAUGGGAAGCCAUAUAUAUUUUAAGCAAAGCAUUUAUGUGAAAUAUGUCUGCUUCAUACUACGAUCAGUUCCUGUUUUAAAUGGGGUAGCUGUC